Messenger RNA from Prunus armeniaca (apricot), 879 nucleotides. The record is from the annotation of a GenBank genome assembly. Lineage: Eukaryota; Viridiplantae; Streptophyta; Magnoliopsida; Rosales; Rosaceae.
AUGUCGUCGCCCGAGAAGGAGAGAGAGACCCAGGUUUACAUGGCCAAGCUCGCCGAGCAGGCCGAGCGUUACGAAGAAAUGGUUGAGUGUAUGAAGAAAGUUGCAAAACUGGACCUAGAGCUGACCGUGGAGGAGAGGAAUCUUCUUUCUGUGGGAUACAAAAAUGUCAUAGGUGCUAGACGGGCCUCUUGGCGAAUCAUGUCUUCCAUUGAGCAGAAGGAAGAGUCUAAGGGGAAUGAGCACAAUGUCAAACUGAUCAAGGGUUACCGCCAGAAGGUGGAGGAGGAACUCUCCAAGAUUUGCAAUGACAUUCUGUCUAUCAUAGACAAGCACCUGAUCCCCUCUUCUACCUCUGGAGAGGCCACUGUUUUCUACUACAAAAUGAAAGGUGACUAUUACAGGUACCUUGCCGAGUUCAAGACCGACCAGGACAGAAAAGAGGCAGCUGAGCAGUCACUCAAGGGAUAUGAGGCCGCUUCAGCCACUGCAAACACAGAUCUGCCAUCAACCCACCCGAUCCGUCUUGGUCUAGCCCUCAACUUUUCUGUCUUCUACUAUGAGAUUAUGAAUUCUCCUGAGAGGGCUUGCCAUUUGGCUAAACAAGCAUUUGAUGAGGCAAUUGCAGAGUUGGACACCUUGAGUGAGGAGUCAUACAAGGACAGCACCCUUAUUAUGCAAUUGUUGAGAGACAACCUCACUCUCUGGACCUCUGAUUUGCCUGAAGAUGGAGGUGACGACAAUUUCAAAGGUGAAGAAACCAAACCAGCAGAACCUGCAACUGCGGCGAUAGCAUUGGUGCUUAAACAACACAACGGAGUUCUUCAAAUCCACUCACCACCACAAACACUUGAGUUUGUAACAUUGGUUGUGAAUGCUUGA